CUUCCGGUGCGUGCAGCUCCGGGAUCCGCGGCGCGGACCGCGGCGAGGGCAGAGGCUGCGGGCGGACCGCGGCUCGCGCAGCCAUGGUGAAGAUCAGCUUCCAGCCGGCGGUGGCCGGUGUCAAGGCCGACAAGGCCGACAAGGCGGCGGCCGCGGCCGCGGCGCCGGCUUCGGCCGCCGAGAUCCUGCUGACGCCGGCCCGGGAGGAGCGGCCUUCUCACCACCGUCCCAAGAAAGGGGGCUCGGUGGGUGGAGUGUGCUACCUGUCCAUGGGCAUGGUCGUGCUGCUCAUGGGCCUCAUCUUCGCCUCCGUCUACAUCUACAGAUACUUCUUCCUUGCCCAGCUGGCCCGAGACAACUUCUUCCACUGCGGCGUGCUGUAUGAGGACUCGCUGUCCGCCCAGAUCCGGACGCGCAGGGAGCUGGAGGAGGACGUGAAGAUCUACCUCGAGGAGAACUAUGAGCGCAUCAAUGUCCCUGUGCCCCAGUUCGGCGGGGGGGACCCUGCAGACAUCAUCCACGACUUCCAGCGGGGCCUCACCGCCUACCACGACAUCUCCCUGGACAAGUGCUACGUCAUUGAGCUCAACACCACCAUCGUGCUGCCCCCCCGGAACUUCUGGGAGCUCCUCAUGAACGUGAAGAGAGGGACCUAUCUCCCGCAGACAUACAUCAUCCAGGAGGAGAUGGUGGUGACGGAGCACGUCAGCGACAAGGAGGCCCUGGGCUCCUUCAUCUUCCACCUGUGCAAUGGGAAGGACACCUACCGGCUGCGCCGCCGGGUCACACGCAGGCGGAUCAACAAGCGUGGAGCCAAGAACUGCAACGCCAUCCGCCAUUUUGAGAACACCUUCGUGGUGGAGACGCUCAUCUGUGGGGUGGUGUGAGGCCACCUCCUUCCGGGCCCGCCCCUGCCCCGUCCUUUCUCCCCCCCAACUCUCUCUGGUCCCCCUCCCUCCCUUCGCUUAGCUUGCACCGUGGGCACCUCUGCAUAGACUGACAAGUCCCGCCCUUUCUCCCGGCCCUGCCCGUCUCCCUGUGCCAGGACCAGGACCUCCGAGGCCGAGCCUUAGCUGGCCUCCCAGAGGGCGGGGUCAGAGGGGACAUCCAGAAUGGUUUUCUGUGGCCUGUCAUCUUAAAGUCAGCUCCCCAGUAUCUGGGCCGAGGGGAGGAGCUAGAGGGAGGAGCAGGCACGGGAGGCCUGGGCAGGGCAGGGGGGAUGGCGGGGGUCGCCAGGGGUCGGUUCUGUACGGUUGGGAAGGCCCAGAAAUGCUUAGACCUUGCAAGCACACGUCCCCCACUGUCCAGAGUUGUGGGGACAGAGGGGUGUGGCCAGGAACGGGCCUGCCACAGCACAAAGGGGGGUGGCCGACCAGGGCCCCUGGCAGGAGCCUGGGGCACAGGCUGGGAGAGGUGGCCAAGCACAAUUGUUCUCUGAGUGGAACCAAAGAGUUGAGCCCGGGCCCCGACCUGGCACGGGAGCACAUGUGGGACCCUACCACUGAGCCGGGAGCAGCAGGGGGUGCAGAGGGGGGGGCGGAGGUGUCAGCUGAGGGCCUGGGCAGUGCGCGGUGCCGGUGGAAGCCAUGGGGGUGCCUGGUACUUGUGCCUCCUGCCCCCUCGUUCUGGGGUGAUGCUUUUCCUUUACCUUCUCACUUUUUGCAUGGUUUUAUUGAUGUCUGAUAUGCUAACUGUCCUGAACCCCAAGCCUUGGAGAGGCUCCGACGCCCCCAGUUAGACUGGGUUGCUCUCUGGAGAGGAGACUCUUAAAUGCUUUGUAUAUUUUCUCUAAUAGAUCUCUUUUCAGAAGUGUCUACAGAAAAUUAAAAAAAAAACCUACUUCUGA
This is a messenger RNA of Dipodomys spectabilis (banner-tailed kangaroo rat), 1846 nucleotides long. It is a transcript of the gene Itm2c, whose product is annotated as integral membrane protein 2C. The record is from RefSeq and is a predicted model, not a curated record. The transcript has 6 exons. Gene Ontology annotation, cellular component: Golgi apparatus; extracellular exosome; plasma membrane. NCBI's taxonomy places the organism in Eukaryota, Metazoa, Chordata, Mammalia, Rodentia, Heteromyidae. The coding region runs from base 84 to 887 and encodes 267 amino acids. Gene Ontology annotation, molecular function: amyloid-beta binding. Gene Ontology annotation, biological process: negative regulation of amyloid precursor protein biosynthetic process.